Orbicella faveolata is the source of this 1135-nucleotide messenger RNA. RefSeq lists its product as uncharacterized. The record is from RefSeq and is a predicted model, not a curated record. NCBI's taxonomy places the organism in Eukaryota, Metazoa, Cnidaria, Anthozoa, Scleractinia, Merulinidae.
GUAGAACGGAGGGGUUUCAAAAGGGUAGAGAGAACUUUGCGGUGAUUAUCGUUUUGACGAAUUAUGGCUGAAAACAGGACGGUGCUCUUGGCAUUGGAUGGCAGCUCGAACGCUGAAUAUGCAUUAAACUGGUAUCUGGAGAGAUGUCGACGUCCUGAGGAUACAGUUGUUGGUUAUACUGCCUGGCAACAUGCCCAUCUUCCCACAUUCAGUCUUAAAGCCCCUUUCCAGCCUCCUACAGAAGAAUGGGAGAAAAUUAUGAGAGAAACCCGGGAACGAGUGGAGAAAAUUCAAAAUGACUUUACUUCAGUAUGCCAGGGACAAAAGAUCAAGUACAAGUUUCUGGAAGAGUGUUGCAGCAAGCCAGGAGAGGGAAUCGUCAGUUGUGCCGAAAAGGAGCAUGCUGAUAUCAUAGUGAUAGGCACAAGAGGAUUGAGUAGCCUUCGUCGCACUGUACUAGGCAGUGUUAGUGACUAUGUCCUGCAUCAUUCUCACAAACCUGUGGCUGUAGUGCCAACACCAGAGGAGUCUUCCUAAGCCAGUCAUGAAGUUCAAUUGAGGCAACUUUGCAGAGCAGUAUUUUAGUUUACAAUUACAUUAGGUAAAUUCGGGUGUAACACGAUUCAAGCUGUGAUAGUUCAAAGUCAGUGUAUGAAACAUGCACUUUUUAAAGAUUUAAUGGGGGUUUAGAACCUAAAGUUUGAUAGCAAUGGUGACAGGAAAAUGAUAACGAUGAUGAUACUACUGUAAUUGGGAAGACUUAUUAUUAAAACAUUUAGUUUCUUAAACUAAAGGGGGAGAGAAAUGCAGCUGAAAUUUGGGAAACUAAUUAAGAAUUAGUUUUGCUAUAGGAAAUGGAAAUUAUGGCUGACUAAAACAAAUUUGAUGGUGACAACUGUUGUUAAUUGAAAUGUAGCUUUAAUUAGGUAGGCAAGUUUAAUAGUAGUGAACUGCACUGCAGGAGGUUUUUCCUCUUCUGAAAUGCUGCACUUGUAAGCUAAAAUUGACUUUGCAACUGAGCCCACUUGAGACGUGCUGCUGACUGACAGACUUUGUAUUAAUUACAAGACUUCAGACGUUUUUUGUCAGAUUUUACAUCAUUUUUUGAAGGUUAUUAAAAAUCUUUUCUUCUCAA